UUUGAAACUUCGGUUGAUCCAUUUAUGUCGACAAAGCCUGAAACACGUUAUCCGCAAAAGGAGUCGCAUCAAAGAUCUCAAGCUGGAACUGAAAGUCUUGGAAGAGCUCGUCUAGUGGCUGGCCUGGAUACGGUGGAGAGCGAGCCUUCAAUCAUGGAUCUAGAGCGCAUCUUCAGACAGGAGCAGGAAAAUUCAAUUGAGCACAAUCCCCAGCCCUCUGGUGAAUUCAGUGUAGGCGUCAGAGACGCAUUGGGCUGA
Messenger RNA from Protopolystoma xenopodis, 258 nucleotides. NCBI's taxonomy places the organism in Eukaryota, Metazoa, Platyhelminthes, Monogenea, Polystomatidea, Polystomatidae. The record is from the annotation of a GenBank genome assembly.